AUGCCAUCUCUUUUUGUUAGUGAUGAUGCAGAAGUAGAAGUGACAGUGAAGCAGGAGGAAGAGGAAAUCCUUAUGGAAGUGGAUGAAGAGGUAACUGAGAAAGAGGAGGAAGAAACAGAAGAUGAUGAUCCGGUUCUUCGAGAGAUACCGAUCCAUUUAAACACUACAGAUCCCCAAAAACUUGAUUUAAUGCUAUUACAAUACACAACACGCAAAAACAGUGGCGGAUCAGUACCAACGUCGAUUGAAUAUAAACCUAAUUCGAAAGUGGUGGAAAUGGAACUUCCAUUUGAACAGACAAAAUUCUUCAACGAGGACAAAUCCAAAGGCUGGAACAAAUUAGAAGGACAAAUGCUUCGUGGAGUGGUGUGCAGAAAUGAGACGUCUGGAUAUUUCAUGGGUCGUGUGGGACAGGACGGGGAGCUAUAUUUCAAUCCUAUAACAGGAGGUACGGCACAAUUAAGACCGAGCUUUCGAUACAUUGACGACUUACGACAGAAGAAGAUACAAAAGGAGGCCGAAGAGGCCAAGCAAUUGGCAAAUGAUUCUUCUACCAAGGUGAUUGGAGAGAGAGAACGGCAGGGAAAUUUAGCAGCGGCAAGAGCAGCAGCCCUACAUGUGGUUCAAAUGACAGCGAAGUCGUCGAAUCAAACGAUUCCUCGAUUAGGAGGAGCGCUAUUGAGUAAAAAGCAGGAAGAUGACGAAACUGCAGAGACUUAUGAGGUACUACCGAGGGAGAAAUACGAUGUGAAGCAGAUGGAGAUGCAGUUGGGAGGAAGCGACUCAGAUGCUGCGGUGCUAAAACCGGCGGCUACUCAAGCAGAAUAUAUCGAGAUGCUUAUGAAGAAGAUGGGAAUAUAA
This is a messenger RNA of Brettanomyces nanus, 861 nucleotides long. RefSeq lists its product as uncharacterized. Lineage: Eukaryota; Fungi; Ascomycota; Pichiomycetes; Pichiales; Pichiaceae. Gene Ontology annotation, cellular component: RNA polymerase III complex; nucleus. The record is from RefSeq and is a predicted model, not a curated record. Bases 1 to 861 code for a protein of 286 amino acids. Gene Ontology annotation, biological process: DNA-templated transcription. The transcript has a single exon.